CUGUGGGCAGGUACAGUAUAAUCCCCUUAUGAUGAUCAGAUCUAUAUAAGAGUUGAAGCGUAUGUUUAUUGACAGAGAGCAGUAUUCUGACCACCUCAGCAUUAUACAGACACAGAGAAAUCCAGACAAGCAGAUCAAUACAUCAAAUCUAAUCAGUGUCCAGGACCUGCUAUUGGCUUCCUCAAGCUCUUGAGCAAAUCAGCAUUCUAUGGAGUCCUUAAAGCCUAAAGCGAACAGCAAGGUUGCCUCACGGGCCACAGCGCCCAGCAGUCCCCGUAAGGGCCCGCCCAAGUUCAAACAGAGGUCAACACGGCAGUUCAAGAGCAAACCCCCCAAGAGAGGUGUCAUUGGAUUUGGCGAAGAAAUUCCUGGAAUGGAGGGCUUGGGAACUGACUUUAAUGUGAUCUGCCCAUGGGAAGCAUUUAGUCACCUGGAGUUGCAUGAACUUGCCCAGUACGGCAUCAUAUGAGGUCACUUCCUCGUUCCACACCUCCCACUACACACAUCGACUGCAGAUUAUCUUUGGAUCAUCAGCAUCUGAUAGAUGACAACAUCCCGCACCUUAAUAUGUCAUUUAAUUAUUAAUGUAUACACACAAUGUCUUCAAUUUAUCUUUGGUAGAAGUUUGGUUAGUACUCUUCAAAUAAUGAUUCAAAAUGUACAACUAGAUCUGUCACCACUUUCAAAGGGCUAGUUCACUCAAAAGUGAAAAUUUAGACUUUAAUAACUCACCCACAUGUCGUUUCAAACCUGAAUGAAAGAAUAGGUUCAGAACAACAUGAGGGUAAAUGAUGAUAGAAUUUUCAUUUUUGUGUAAACUAUCCUUUUAAAUUUCCAUAAUUAUUUCUUACUUUUUUAUUGUUUCUUAAUUAUUAUGAGUAUUAGCAUUGUCAUAUUGACAUGUAAUAGGUAUUUUAGGUGCCACUUCUUGCUUUUUUCAAGCUUUUAUUUACAUGUUACACUGCAAACAUUAAUGUACAAUGUGUAGCAGUAGUUGAACUGUAGACUCUUUUUUUAUGAUGGAUGUUUAUGUUUUCAUUUUGUCAAGCUGCCAAGUUGUGUCUUGUACAAAGUUUGUUUGGGUGCUGUGGGGUCUCAGCAUCUGCUCAUGGAGCAAUUACUGGGAGCAGCUCUCUGCGAGAAUUUGGCCCGGUUUAUUGGCCUUAUGAUGCUGGAGAACUGUACAAGAUUGAGUCGAUACACAAGACCCGAUCCGACUCAAUUCCCAGCAGAACAGAAAGGGUUUGAAUAUAAAAUAAAGCUUGAUGA
This is a messenger RNA of Myxocyprinus asiaticus (Chinese sucker), 1269 nucleotides long. RefSeq names its product phosphodiesterase 6G, cGMP-specific, rod, gamma, paralog a (gene pde6ga). The record is from RefSeq and is a predicted model, not a curated record. The coding region runs from base 209 to 469 and encodes 86 amino acids. The transcript has 4 exons. Gene Ontology annotation, molecular function: cGMP binding; 3',5'-cyclic-nucleotide phosphodiesterase activity. NCBI's taxonomy places the organism in Eukaryota, Metazoa, Chordata, Actinopteri, Cypriniformes, Catostomidae. Gene Ontology annotation, biological process: positive regulation of epidermal growth factor receptor signaling pathway; visual perception; positive regulation of G protein-coupled receptor signaling pathway. Gene Ontology annotation, cellular component: photoreceptor outer segment membrane.